Molecule: messenger RNA, 958 nt
Organism: Suillus discolor
Lineage: Eukaryota; Fungi; Basidiomycota; Agaricomycetes; Boletales; Suillaceae
Exons: 6
Source: RefSeq, a predicted model, not a curated record
AUGUCAGUCACACACAGGAACGUGACCGGGAAGACUACUAAAGCUUUAGUCCGCUGCAACCGAUCUACUUUCACUGCACAUCGCUCAAGGUGGUUUUUCCUGUUCCCUGGCCGUGCUCAAGGAACCCAAAUACCAAAAGGACAACCGUUUUAUGAACUCAAGAACCCCAGCAUCUUAAUCAAGUUUACCUGGACACUUCUCAUAGCUGAUGCGGUCUGCACACUAGCAAUGUGUGAGCUUUCCUGGAACUAUUUCACGCGUCCUCGUGCUGGUCUAGUUUUUAUGCAUCUCGCGUUUGGAGGUUGGGUGGCAUCUAUGGUUGGCAUGAAAGGUGGAAUGAAUGUAAAGAGGAUCUGGCUGACUCCACCACGUCCACAAGGCGGUUUGACCACGUCAACCCGAAAAGCAAUCGGGCAUCCAAAGCUUGCGACUUUUGAAGGGUUUGGCAGUUUUGGUCUACGGGGCGAUGCACUGGACAACCCGCAAACUGAGCUGACAUUGAUUGUUACCACGCCGGGGAAUAGAAAACAGCAACUUUCGAUCACGACGAAAGGCGUUUGUAUGGACGGCAAGCCUGUUUCACGCGAUGAAGUCUGCACUUCGCUCUCGCAAGUCUUUGGACAUAAACCUGAACUCGCGUCUUGGAUAAGUGGUCCAAUUCUAGACCCACAGAAAUCAUGAUGAAACUCGGGCAGGAUGGAGUCUUCGAGCCUGCUGUUAGCCAGUUGCGGCUGGCAGCUUACAACCUAUAUUGUCUCGACCAGACUGAGGCGAUACAGUUAGUGUAGCUUAUUUGUGCACGUCAUCAUACGUGUCCACUAAGAGGUGUGUACGCAAAUAAGCAGACCACUUAUGAAUGCCAUGCCGCGUUACUGGUCAAGCUCCAGAUUCACGUUCACAGCAAGAGGGCUACCUUGGUCUGGGUGUAUUACUUAAAUGUAUGAACGGCGCAUUAUCU